Molecule: messenger RNA, 1512 nt
Organism: Cyprinodon variegatus (sheepshead minnow)
Lineage: Eukaryota; Metazoa; Chordata; Actinopteri; Cyprinodontiformes; Cyprinodontidae
Gene: slc2a4
Product: solute carrier family 2 (facilitated glucose transporter), member 4
Exons: 11
Coding region: 1-1512 (503 amino acids)
Biological process (GO): monosaccharide transmembrane transport
Cellular component (GO): membrane
Molecular function (GO): hexose transmembrane transporter activity
Source: RefSeq, a predicted model, not a curated record
AUGCCGGCCGGGUUUCAACAGUUGGGGGGAGAAACGGUGACUGGAACUCUAGCUCUAUCGGUCUUCACUGCUGUUCUGGGAUCACUGACAUUUGGCUAUAACAUUGGAGUCAUCAAUGCACCUCAGAAGAUCAUUGAGGCGGACUACAAUGAAACAUGGGUGCACCGUUAUGGAGAACCUAUACCAAGUGGGACCCUCACCUCCCUCUGGUCUCUGUCAGUGGCCAUAUUCUCCAUCGGAGGCAUGGUGUCCUCCUUCUGUGUGGGUUUCAUCUCAGAGUGGCUUGGCAGGAGAAAAGCCAUGCUCGCCAACAAUUUGUUUGCCUUCAUUGGUGGGAGUCUGAUGGGAAUGUCCAAGCUCUGUAUGUCCUUUGAAAUGAUGAUCCUGGGACGUUUUAUCAUUGGCGCCUACUGUGGCCUCGCAUCUGGAUUAACACCAAUGUAUGUGGGGGAGAUAGCUCCUACAAGUCUCCGAGGUGCACUGGGCACUUUGCACCAACUGGCAAUAGUCACUGGCAUUCUUAUAGCACAGGUUCUGGGUCUGGAGUCAUUACUGGGCAGCGAACACCUAUGGCCCGUUCUGCUGGGUUUAACCGUGGUACCAACUGUCCUCCAGAUGGGUCUGCUGCCCUUCUGUCCUGAGAGCCCCCGAUUCCUCUACAUCAUCCGCAGCCAGGAGCACCUUGCCAAGCGCGGCCUGAGGAGGCUGACAGGCCGGCAGGAGGUGGGUGACAUGCUCGCAGAGAUGAAGGAGGAGAAGAGGAGGAUGGAAAUGGAGAGGAAAGUAUCCAUCCCUGAGCUCUUCCGCUCCUCUCUUUACCGCCAGCCCAUCAUCAUCUCCAUCCUGCUGCAGCUCUCCCAGCAGCUGUCUGGGGUCAACGCUAUUUUCUACUACUCCACCAGUAUUUUCAUGAAAGCAGGAGUCCAGAGUCCAGUUUAUGCCACAAUAGGAGCUGGGGUGGUAAACUGUGCAUUUACUGUGGUCUCGCUUUUCCUUGUGGAGAGGAUGGGUCGACGGACACUACACAUGUUGGGAUUGGGAGGAAUGUGUAUUUGUGCUAUCGUCAUGACAAUAGCUCUGGCUUUACUGGACAGCAUUCCUUGGAUGAGCUACAUUAGCAUGCUUGCUAUCUUUGGCUUUGUCGCCUUCUUUGAGGUGGGUCCAGGUCCCAUUCCUUGGUUCUUUGUAGCUGAGCUUUUCUCUCAAGGCCCAAGGCCAGCUGCCAUGGCGGUGGCAGGCUUCUCCAACUGGACCGCCAACUUCAUCAUCGGCAUGGGCUUCCAAUAUGUUGCUGAUCUCUGUGGGCCGUACGUAUUCCUGAUCUUUGCAGGGCUUCUCCUCUUUUUUCUUAUCUUCACAUUCUUUCGAGUGCCAGAGACCCGGGGUAAGACCUUCGACCAGAUCGCCGCAAACUUUAAUCAGCACUCAGCGGCGGGUAUGAUGGAUAUGGACAUGGAGCUGGACAAGCCAAGCACGGAGCUGGACUAUUUGGGCGAUGAAAGCAUCAAUUGA